UUUUUUUUUCCUUUUUUCCUUUUAUCUUUUUUGUUUCAGUUUAUUACUUAUUUUACCUUUCUUUACGAACAACAUUUCUCUUUCUCUCUCUCUCCCACUCUCUAUCAGCAUUUAUGGAAUCCAACCACGAAGUAUUCACUUGCUAUUGGAAUCAAUGUUUUCAACAAUACAACGAUCCUGAGAAACUAUAUCUUCACUUGACUAAUGAUCAUGUGGGUAGAAAGUCAACUGGAAAUCUUUGCUUGACUUGCCAAUGGCAAAACUGCGACGUUACUGUGGUGAAACGUGACCAUAUUACUAGCCAUCUUCGAGUUCAUGUACCUUUGAAACCUCAUCAUUGUCAUUAUUGUGAAAAAUCCUUUAAACGACCUCAAGAUUUGAAAAAACAUGAAAAAAUUCAUAGUGAAGAUACACUAAUGGCAACAACUCCCUCUUCUAAUACCGUCCAGCAUCCAAUGACUCCUCCAAGACCGCUACAAUCCGAUGAUUCUUUAUUGACAAAUAAUAAUUCACCUUCAUAUCGAGCUACUCCACAACAAGUACCGAUAUCACCACCCCAAAGCAUGUACUCUGAUGAUUUUACUCGUGAUAGCUGGGCUGGUCGUUCUAAUAUAUCACCUUAUACUGAUACUGAAGAUCAAUUUACACCUUAUUCUCAACAAGAAGUAAAACAAAUGAAUGGUUAUGGUUUCGAUCAAAUGGAUCCCUUUAACACUCCUGAACAAAUCAUUACUGAAUUACUGGAUACCAAUAUCAAACCAGAAUAUAACACAGACGUUGCUGAUCGAUUGACUUUAUUACAAAAUAUGAUGGACUCUGGAAUUGGAUUUGGUGAUUUUGAUAUGGGUAUUACCAAUGAUGAUCAGCUAUCUGAUAUUAACAAAUGGCUUGCUGAUUUAUCCAACAAUAUUCAACCUAACGACUAUUCGACACAACAACAUUAUCAACAACAACAACAACAACAGGAACAAACUUAUCCAAACAACAAUAAUAGCAAUAAUUAUACCGAUAUCAUGCUACAAUCAUUCAAUUUGAACUCUUCUGAUCCUUCCAUACUCUAUCCGACAUCUGAAUCUAACAUGUAUGUACGAUCACAUCCAGUUCAUGCUCCAUCUCCACCCAGCGCAAUACCUCCAAUGGAAUAUGAUACAAUUUCUCCUUCUCAUUUGUAUGGAAACAUACAAACAAAUCUUUAUGAACAACAACAACAACAACAACAAGAAUAUAUACCUCAACAACAAGUGUAUCAACCAUCAUCUACCAUGUCAGGAUUACGACACUUUUAUCAACCAACACCAGACAUUGCAACUCGUUACUUUGUACCUGAAAUUCAAUCUACUAUGGCCUUCCAAAGCGCAAAUCGAUCACGCAAAGCAAAUAGCAAUCCUACAAGUGGUCAAACGGACAAGGAACAGCAAGAAUCUUUUGUUCCAUGCAAGGCCAAGAACAGUGCUCAUGAAGAUAAGAAAAAUUUGACAACCCUUGUCAAUGUGUUCGCUAGCUCAUCUGACAACAUUACCAAAAUAUCAAUGACUUCCAAUGACGACAGUAAGACUCAACAAACAAAGGAUGAUGAUAACAAAAACAACAAAAUAAGUGACGACAAGAUAAUUACUGGGAAGAAGGAGUCUAGUCCGGCUAUCAACAAGGAUGUUUUGGAUUUAUUGGUUAGCGACAUGUCAGAACUUACUAGCUAUCCCCUUUAUCCUGACGAUACCAGCUCUACAACGACUUCCUUAGAGCAACAUCAACAACUUGUACUACGCAUUAGCAAAUGGGUGAAUGAUAGCUAUAAGAAAAAGAAGAUGGAAAUGCACUCACGACAAGAACAACGACCCUCUACGCUUCAAGUGAAUUAACUUCAGUCGUAGUAAUAGCAGUAUUGUAUUUAUUUAUUUAUUUUAUUCAUUUUUUUAUCCUUUUCAUCAAUAAAGAUAUCUUUUUUUUUUUUU
Halteromyces radiatus is the source of this 1952-nucleotide messenger RNA. RefSeq lists its product as uncharacterized. Bases 114 to 1859 code for a protein of 581 amino acids. The record is from RefSeq and is a predicted model, not a curated record. Gene Ontology annotation, cellular component: nucleus. Lineage: Eukaryota; Fungi; Mucoromycota; Mucoromycetes; Mucorales; Cunninghamellaceae. Gene Ontology annotation, biological process: positive regulation of transcription by RNA polymerase II. The transcript has 5 exons.